CCUAAUUUACUGCAAUAAAUAAUAUGAUCUAGCGCCCCUUAUUUUUAUCAUAGUUAAUUCGUAAUAUGGUGUAAACGAUGUGCUUAAUAUUUAUUUACUAUAUGUGAUCAGUGAUUCAGUGAAAUCAUUGAAUAUGUCUCAAUUAUUACUGUGCAGAGUGUGCCUAGCCAGUAACGUGACUGUUUACAAUAUAUUGAACUCCUGUCUUCAAGAAAUGUAUGAGAAAUUGACGAGAUUACCGCUUCAUGCAGACGACGGCAAGCCGAGCACAGUGUGCUGCAUCUGCCUGGCGCUGCUGCGGAAGAGCUACCAGCUCUGGGUGCAGUCCGUCACCUCCGACCGGCUGCUGAGCAGGCUGCUCGCUACUAACAAUGAGCUCACACAAGACCUGAUUGAACACAUAGACAGACGAGGGCACAAGCUAACAUCAAACUUGACUUUUCAAACGGAGCAUUUUGAUAUAAAACCCAGCGGAGGAUCAGCAGAAGUUGAUGUUAAACCAUUGAAGGAGGAACCUGAAGGUAGGUGUGUGCUAUCAGACCAUGGGGACCUUGGAGACCAUGCGUCCGUCAAAGAGGCAUCAGACUCAGAAGACGACCUUCCACUGCUCGCCAUCAGCAAGAAAAAGGAAAAGAAGACUGUCACUAAUAAAGACAAGGAGUUCUUGAAAGGCUUCAAAUCCGGCUACGCCCGUGAGCUGAUCCUGAGCACAGAGCAGCAGCUGGCGGAGCUACGCGCACGUGGCACCUCCGUGAACUACCUCAACGCGCCGUUCAAGUGCACGCCCUGCCGGCGGGGGUACGUCGAGCCCGCGGCCUUCAAUAACCAUCGGAUAAAACACGAUCCAAAAAGCGGAUCCCACGUGUGCGAGAUCUGCACUAUGCGGUACAAAACUGCUCGCAAACUGCGCGCACACGUCGUGACUGCACACGAACGGCGCUACCAGUGCAAUACCUGCUCACACCGCUCACACACCGCGUCGCAGGCGCGCGAGCACGAGCUCGGGCACCUGGGGCACGUGUACGUGUGCGCGCUGUGCGGGCACGCGUCGCGCGCCGCCACCUCGCACCUCACGCACGUGCGCGCGCGCCACCGCUCGCCGCACACGUGCGCGCGCUGCGGCCGCGGCUUCCUCGGCGCGCACGGCCUGCGCAUGCACGAGGGGAAGGCGCACGCCGAACACGCUUCCGUGGCUGAUGACUCCCCUGCGUCGGAUCGCUACUGCGCCGAGUGCGACAUACAGUUCGCGACGCUGCUCGCCUGGAAGCGGCACAUCCUUAGCGCUUCGAACCACGCCUUCAAACAAGACAAGGGUGUGUGCGUGAUCUGCGGGCCUGCGUGUCCGGGCGACGGGACGCAUCUGAAGGAAAGCGUGAAGGCGCUCCGCCCUCAAAACAAAACGCUUCCCCUACGGGUCACUACGCUCACGUGUGAACAGUGUGGGUCCUCGUUCGCGAACGGCUCGAAGCUGCAAGCUCACGUGAAGAGGGUCCACCUGGGCGUGAAAUACAACAAACACGUCGUAUGUGAAGUGUGUGGGAAGAGUUGUACGUCCAACGCCUCACUGAAAUACCACCAGCGCACUCACACCGGGGAAAAACCCUAUCCCUGCCAAUCUUGCCCAAAGAGGUUCGCGGACAGCAACCAACUGCGAAUACAUACGCGUCGUCACACCGGCGAGCGUCCGUACUGCUGCCGGCACUGCCCUAGGACGUUUACGCAGAAACCCGCGCUUAACAGGCACUAUAGGGUCCACACUGGGGCCAAGCCGUACUCCUGCCAGUACUGCGCCAAGAGCUUCAGCCAGUCCAACUCCCUGAAGCUGCACGUGCGCACCGUGCACCUCAAGAUGCCCGCCAAGAAACGGGAUGACAAGAAAGACGGACUCAUUUUAGAAAAAGUAGAAUAAAUAUUGCAAUUAUUAUUCAC
This is a messenger RNA of Cydia amplana, 1929 nucleotides long. RefSeq names its product zinc finger protein ZFP2-like. NCBI's taxonomy places the organism in Eukaryota, Metazoa, Arthropoda, Insecta, Lepidoptera, Tortricidae. The coding region runs from base 134 to 1909 and encodes 591 amino acids. The transcript is spliced from 12 exons. Gene Ontology annotation, cellular component: nucleus. The record is from RefSeq and is a predicted model, not a curated record. Gene Ontology annotation, molecular function: zinc ion binding.